Messenger RNA from Trematomus bernacchii (emerald rockcod), 1406 nucleotides. Its product is annotated as gastrula zinc finger protein XlCGF8.2DB-like. The record is from RefSeq and is a predicted model, not a curated record. The transcript has a single exon. Lineage: Eukaryota; Metazoa; Chordata; Actinopteri; Perciformes; Nototheniidae. The annotation marks the transcript as partial.
GAGAAACCAUUCAGCUGCUCAGUCUGUGAGAAAUCUUUUGCACGGAGAGGACAUUUAAAGAGACACAUGAGAAUCCACACAGGAGAGAAACCAUUUAGCUGCUCAGUCUGUGAGAAAACGUUUGCACAGAGAGGACAUUUAAAUCUGCACAUGAGUGUCCACACAGGAGAGAAUUCAUUCAGCUGCUCAGUCUGUAAGAAAACUUUUACACAAAGAGGAUCUUUAAAGGGCCACAUGAGAAUCCACACAGGAGAGAAACCAUUCAGCUGCUCAGUCUGUAAGAAAACUUUUACACAUAGAAUAAGUUUAAAAGACCACAUGAGAAACCACACAGGAGAGAAACCAUUCAGCUGCUCAUUUUGUAAGAAAUAUUUUACACAGAGUGGAAAUUUAAAUAGACACAUGAGAAUCCACACAGGAGAGAAACCAUACAGCUGCUCAGUCUGUAAUCAAUCUUUUGCAGUGAGAGGAAGUUUAAAGGACCACAUUAGAGUCCACACAGGAGAGAAACCAUUCAGCUGCUCAGUCUGUGAGAAGUCUAUAACACAUAGAGGAGAUUUAAAGAGACAUAUGAGAAUCCACACAGGAGAGAAACCAUUCAGCUGCUCAGUCUGUAAUCAAUCUUUUGCAGUGAGUGGAACUUUAAAGGACCACAUUAGAAUCCACACAGGAGAGAAACCAUUCAGCUGCUCAGUUUGUAAGAAAUCCUUUAUAAAAAAGGGACAAUUACAUCGACACAUGAGAAUCCACACAGGAGAGAAACCAUACCGCUGCAGUGUUUGUGACAAAAUAUCCACCUGGAGUAGUCGUGUCAAAAGACAUAAGUGUGUUGGUCAUCAGUCCUCACAGUUUCAUCAAACUCAAACUGAGGAGAACAGAGAGGCAGAGCCUCCAGCCAGCAGCUCCGCUGAACACAUGGAAACAGAAGCUGAUGGAGAGGACUGUGGAGGACCAGAACCAGCCAGGAACUCAGAUCCAGAGAGACAUUUACAACCAGAGGCUGAGGACAACCCUGGAGACUCUUCUAAACCUGACACUGGAGACAGAGAAGACGAUGAUGGAAACAUUGCAGUGAAUGCCUGUCCGAGUUAAGCUUUUUGAAAAAUACAUUUUCCGACAGUGGUGAAACAUUUAACAGCAAUCACCAGGGAGAGGAAUUGGUUACGGAAGGUGGAACUCAAAACCAGCAUAUGCCGAACCAGGAGGACCCAGAGCCCCCCCCACACAUUAAAGAGGAGCAGGAACAACUCUGGAGCAGUCAGGAGGGAGAGCAGCUUCAAUGGCUGGAGGAGGCUGAUAUCACCAAGUCCAAAUUCACUCCUGUCACUGUGAAGACAAACUGAACACCUGGAAACAGAAGCUGAUGGAGAGGACUGUGGAGGACCAGAACCAGCCAGGAACUCAGA